CUACCUCAGAACCGGAAAUAAUACAGCAUACACAACGCUGGGGUUUCCGUGCCACACGUGGGUCUCUGUGUCAGAGUAAGUUAUGUUAUAUUGUUUGUUUAAAUAAAACAAAACAUAAAAGUAUGCCAAAGAGAGCGAAGGCCAAGUCGGAGGAAAAGCCUCCAGCAGAAGAGCGGGUCGAGGAGCUGCUAAUGGAGGGCAGGCGGACCCGCAGCGGCCGCACGGUGCGCCCUUCUACCGCGCUGCUAGACUCCAAAACCCCAGUAAAGACUCCCAGCAGGAGGACAAGGAGGUCCGUCCGCCAGGAUCUCCCGCCGCCGGUGGAAGAGGAAAUCCCCGAGGAUACGGAGCAGAAGUCACCGUUACUGACCGUAGAGGAACCCGAUGUGCCUAGAGAACCAGAGCCCACAGAAUGCACCGAACCAACAGAGCCUUCAGAGCCGCAGCCCGCCCAGACAACAGCGGUGGAGCCAGAAUCACCUGAGGGUGGAGAACACCGACUGCCCUCACCUGUACCAGUAGAAACAGCUCCACAAGGUUCGGAUAGCAUCCCUAAGAAGAAGCCUCGCCUGGCUCCAAACACUAAACAGAUCCCGGUGGUUCCACUGGGGAAACCGAAGUCAGGAAGAGUGUGGAAGGAGCGCAACAAGCAGAGGUUCUCUGCUCUGCUUAGAGACAAACCACUGUGCUCCUCCUGGGAGAAGAAGAUGCAGGCCAAGCGUGAAAAGGACCUUGUCAAACAGUUCACAGCAAAGCUGAAGGAGGAGAAGGCUCAAAAGAUGGAGGAGAAGAGGAAAAGACGAGAGGAGAACCUGAAACGGCGAGCAGAAAACGAACGCAAGGCUGAGAUUGUGCAAGUGAUCCGCAACACGGCCAAGAUCAAAAGGAUGAAGAAGAAGCAGCUGAGGAAGGUUGAGAAGCGAGAUACUCUGGCUCUGCUUCAGAAGUCACAGAAGCAGAACAUGCCAAGCAAAGUGAAGAAAGAUGUUAAGCAAGAUUUAACUUAAAAACUGUCUGACAAUAAAUCCCAACUAUUCAGAAAAGAUGGUCUGUGAAGAUCUUUUUAUCAGAUCGAGUUAAAACCUUUAUUCUUCAUGAAGAGGUGUUCCUAAGAUAAAGACUUGCUGACCAUUUUAUCAGGUAUAUCUUACUUUAAAACAGUCCAAAACCUGUGUGUCUAUUUGGAGAGAUUCCUCUCCAAAUAGACACACAGGUUUUGCCUGCUGCAGAUCUCCAAUUCUGAGGAGUUAUUUGUCUAUUCUUUAACCUGGAGGUUUCUGCUCAUUAUGAAAGGUUAGGACACUUACUCAGUCUAACCACAAGAGGGCGCUGUCACGUGGUCCUAAGGCUCCAACUA
Molecule: messenger RNA, 1357 nt
Organism: Cyprinodon variegatus (sheepshead minnow)
Lineage: Eukaryota; Metazoa; Chordata; Actinopteri; Cyprinodontiformes; Cyprinodontidae
Gene: ccdc86
Product: coiled-coil domain-containing protein 86-like
Exons: 4
Coding region: 123-1007 (294 amino acids)
Cellular component (GO): nucleolus
Source: RefSeq, a predicted model, not a curated record